AUGACUAUUCAUGCGUACUCCGUAUCUAUCUGGGUACUGGGUAGUAAAUCAAUACACUGUGCCCUAGGAACAUGGUCCUACUUUAAACUCCUCUGGUCUGAGGAACUGAACCAUAUUACCCCGACCCGCAAGAAGAUGAGCUCAACCAUGAGGUAUACCCCCUUCGCCUCUGACAUAGAAUUCCCGUUUUAUACGGCUCUAGCAUCAGUCAAGAUCGAUCAUGACAAGCUUGACGAUGCUGCCCGCAAAGUACUGGGUUUCUAUGAGGUCCGUCCUCUGGACCCGCCUAAUACUUCUUGCCGAAUGCAAAUACAUGGAAGCGCCCUGACGAGCGAUGACUUCUCGUUCGCCAGGACGCCAGCGGGCCUUUUUCGAGCCGAAGGGACGAUCAAAAAUGUCAAUACGUUCGAAGAGUAUAUCAAGAUUGACAAAGCACAUGUCCUUCAGCAGUCCGCAAAGAUGAUAUGGGAUGCUAUAUGCGACGGCACCAUCUACUCAAGCCCCUCAUUACUCUCUUCCUUCAUAAUCUUGUCGUAUGCGGACCUCAAAAAGUACAAAUUUCAUUAUUGGUUUGCAUUUCCUGCACUACACUCGAAUCCUUCCUGGUCCCUUUUAGAGGAGACCGAGGGAGAUGGUAGGUCCGGUCAGACUAGAAAAACAAAGACGUCCGCUGGAGGUCUAUCAGAUGCUGAAAUCGCACUUCUUGCGGAGACAGUCAAGACAUGGAGUUAUGGCGUUGAAGACCGCCAGCGAGGGUUUUUCUUGGCUAGAAGAGUCCAUGUCAUCAAAAAUGGAACAAGACACGAAAACAGGCCUGGGAUUACCGACAAGGUCACGGAAUCAUCAAAUAAUGAUGAGCCGCGUUGGCGAAUUGCCCCCCUCUCAGCGUACGAAAAUGGGUUUUUCAAUGAGGCAAGCUUUGAGGACUGCUAUGUCUGUUUUACAGAUCCUUCGAACUAUGAUGAUGCACCCGGGUGGAUGCUUAGGAACCUCCUGGUGCUUGUAAAACGACGAUGGGGUCUCAAUAAAAUCCAGGUGCUGAGAUACCGUGACACACAGCCGCAGCCCAGUCGCGGCAAUUGCAAAAGCACGGUGCUUAUACUGGCGUCGGAUGAUAUACACACACUGAGUGCUGCAAAUUCGCAAAGACCGAGCGAAGACAUGCCGAAAGUGACCGGAUGGGAGCGUAACCCAGCCGGUAAAUUGACAGGCCGAUUCGUCAAUCUCACAGAAUAUCUAGAUCCUAAAAGACUAGCCGACCAGUCGGUCGAUCUCAACCUCAAACUCAUGAAAUGGCGGAUUAGUCCUAAUUUGAACCUCGAAAGAAUCAAGCAUACCAAGUGUCUCCUACUGGGAGCGGGAACUCUUGGAAGUUAUGUUGCGAGAAACCUGAUGGGCUGGGGAGUAUCCCGAAUCACUUUCGUGGAUAAUGGGUCUGUGUCGUUUUCCAACCCUGUGAGGCAACCACUCUACAACUUCGCUGAUUGUAUAGAUGGUGGGGUGAAAAAGGCUCUCCGUGCUUCUCAGGCCUUGCUGGAGAUUUAUCCUGGAGUAGACUCUACAGGUCAUGUUCUGUCUGUGCCCAUGCUCGGGCACCCGGUCAUCGAUGCUGAAAAGUCACAAGCGGAAUUCGAGGUACUGCAGACACUCAUAGACGAGCAUGACGUCAUAUUUCUUCUAAUGGACACGCGAGAAGCACGUUGGUUGCCGACAGUCAUGGGGAAGGCAGCUGGCAAGAUCGUCAUGAAUGCGGCACUAGGGUUCGACUCAUACGUGGUUAUGCGCCAUGGUAUCAAGAUAGAUGGGGACCCAUCAACAGAACUCGGCUGCUACUUUUGCAACGAUGUCGUUGCGCCGAUGAAUUGUACUGUCACUCGACCUGGUGUAGCCGCCAUAGCUUCGGCUUUACUAGUAGAGUUGCUUGUUUCCCUUCUUCAACAUCCUCUAGGCGCCGCAGCACCAGCCCCGUCUUCACGUAGUGAUGACCGAGGAAACCAUCCUCUGGGUCUUGUGCCACAUCAAAUCAGAGGAUUUCUUGCAACGUUUGAGAAUGUCCCAGUCAUAGGCAGAAGCUACAAGUAUUGUAGCGCCUGUUCGGACAGUAUCACCCUUACUUACAAAGAAGAUGGUUGGAAGUUCGUUCUGAGGGCUCUGAAUGAGCCUGGAUAUGUUGAAGAACUGAGCGGUCUCAAGGAGGUACAAGCAGUAGCAGAGGCAUCGCUUGCGGACGUUGAAUGGGAUGAGGAUACCGAUUCAGGAGAGGAGAUAGAACCAGGCUCGGUUUGA
Molecule: messenger RNA, 2286 nt
Organism: Aspergillus ibericus CBS 121593
Lineage: Eukaryota; Fungi; Ascomycota; Eurotiomycetes; Eurotiales; Aspergillaceae
Product: putative autophagy ubiquitin-activating enzyme ApgG
Exons: 9
Coding region: 1-2286 (761 amino acids)
Biological process (GO): autophagosome assembly; protein modification by small protein conjugation; cellular response to nitrogen starvation
Cellular component (GO): cytoplasm; phagophore assembly site
Molecular function (GO): Atg8 activating enzyme activity; Atg12 activating enzyme activity
Source: RefSeq, a predicted model, not a curated record